Messenger RNA from Globicephala melas (long-finned pilot whale), 5069 nucleotides. It is a transcript of the gene SH3BP4, whose product is annotated as SH3 domain binding protein 4. Gene Ontology annotation, cellular component: cytoplasm. NCBI's taxonomy places the organism in Eukaryota, Metazoa, Chordata, Mammalia, Artiodactyla, Delphinidae. Gene Ontology annotation, molecular function: protein binding. The record is from RefSeq and is a predicted model, not a curated record.
CCCGGCCCUUCGCCGCCACCGCCGCCGCGCGGUGGUUCCCGCGGAUCCGCGCGCGCCGCCGGCCGGGAGAGCUCUCAGACCGCGAGGCGAGCCUCAGGAACCCGUGGGACGCAAUGCGAGCCAGUUAACUUCUGGUUUGACUGCGCUGGGGCCAGGGGCUGUCCCAUACAGUUUUCUAAUUUGGAGAGUUUUUCGGGUGUCAAGAAUGCUUCUGAGUGUUUGCGAAUGUUCCUUGGAUACUCGCACGGCCUUUUGCAUUUUCUCCAGGACGUGGAGGAAGAAGCACGUUGCAGAGCUGAUGCCGUAGCGCAGCAUGGUUGCCUGAGACAGAAGCUUCAGCAAUUGCUGGAAUAACUGGAGGGGAAAUAUGAAACCUUAGCCGUUCACCCGGCAAGAGAGUUUCAAGAUGGCAGCUCAGCGCAUCCGAGCUGCCAACUCCAGCGGCCUCCCGCGGUGCAAGUCCGAGGGGACCUUGAUUGACCUGAGUGAAGGGUUUUCAGAAACAAGCUUUAAUGAUGUCAAAGUGCCUUCUCCCAGUGCCUUGCUAGUAGACAAUCCCACGCCCUUUGGAAAUGCAAAGGAAGUGAUCGCCAUCAAGGACUACUGCCCAACCAACUUCACCACCCUCAAGUUCUCCAAGGGCGACCACCUCUACGUCCUGGAUACGUCAGGCGGGGAGUGGUGGUACGCACACAACACCACGGAGAUGGGCUACAUCCCUUCCUCUUACGUGCAGCCCUUAAACUACCGGAACUCCACCUUAAGUGACAGUGGGAUGAUCGACAAUCUUCCAGACAGCCCGGACGAAGUAGCCAAGGAGUUAGAUUUGCUCGGAGGAUGGACAGAUGACAGGAGGGAGUCGAGCAAAACCUACAGUAAUAAUCCUUUCUGGAACGGUGUCCAGACAAACCCGUUUCUCAAUGGGAAUGUGCCAGCGCUGCCCAGCGUGGACCUACCGACUCCCCAAAGCACCGUGGACUUGCUGCUCUUUGAUACGGGCACAUCUUCGUUCACUGAGUCCAGCUCAGCGACGACCAACAUCUUCGACGAGCUGCCGGCCACCAGCCGCCUUCACGCGGAGCCGACGGUCAGGCGGGACAACCCUUUCUUCCGGAGCAAGCGUUCCUACAGCCUCUCGGAACUCUCCGUCCUCCAAGCCAAGUCCGACACUCCCGCAUCCUCGGGGUUUUUCACGGGCUUGAAAUCGCCGGCCCCCGAGCAGUUCCAGAGCCGGGAGGACUUCCGGGCUGCCUGGCUGAGCCACCGGAAGCUGGCCCGGUCUUGCCACGACCUGGACUUGCUGGGCCAAAGUCCCGGCUGGGGCCAGACCCAAGCGGUGGAGACGAACAUCGUGUGCAAGCUGGAGAGUUCGGGGGGCGCCGUGCAGCUUCCCGACACCAGCAUCAGCAUCCACGUGCCCGAAGGCCACGUGGCUCCAGGGGAGACGCAGCAGAUCUCCAUGAAGGCUCUGCUGGACCCCCCGCUGGAGCUCAACAGCGACAGGUGCAGCUGCAUCAGCCCGGUGCUGGAGGUGAAGCUGAGCACCCUGGAGGUGAAAACCCACAUCGUCUUGGAGAUGAAGGUUUCAGCUGAGGUGAAAAGUGACAUUUUCAGCAAAAGCACAGUGGGCCUCCAGUGCCUGAGGAGCGACUCAAAGGAGGGGCCCUAUGUCCCCAUCCCACACACCUACAGCUAUGGGGACACGGUCCAGGCCCAGCUGGACGACCUGGAGCCCUGUAUGUACCUGGCCAUCGUUGCCCACGGCCCGAACAUCCUCUACCCUUCCACGGUCUGGGACUUCAUCAAUAAGAAAGUCACCGUGGGUCUCUAUGGCCCCAAACACAUCCACCCAUCCUUCAAGACGGUGGUGACCAUUUUCGGGCAUGAUUGUGCCCCCAAGACCCUACUGGUCAGCGAGGUCACCCGCCAGGCCCCGAGCCCGGCCCCAGUGGCACUGCAGCUCUGGGGCAAGCACCAGUUCGUCUUGUCCAGGCCCCAGGAUCUCCGAGUCUGCAUGUUUUCCAACAUGACCAACUACGAGGUCAAAGCCAGCGAGCAGGCCAAGGCCGUGAGAGGCUUCCAGGUGAAGCUGGGCAAGGUAAGCCGCCUCAUCUUCUCCAUCAGCUGCCACAACGCCAGCGAGCUCUCCGACUUCACCUUGCGGGUCCAGGUGAAAGACGACCAGGAGGCCAUCCUGACCCAGUUUUGCGUCCAGACCCCACAGCCACCCCCGAAAAGUGCCGUCAAGCCAUCCGGGCAGAGACGGUUCCUCAAGAAGAACGAGGUCGGGAAGAUCAUCCUGUCCCCGUUUGCUGCCACCACCAAGUACCCGACUUUUCAGGACCGCCCUGUGUCCAGCCUCAAGUUUGGCAAGUUACUCAAGACGGUGGUGCGGCAGAGCAAGAACCACUACCUGCUGGAGUACAAGAAGGGGGACGCCAUCGCCCUGCUCAGCGAGGAGAAGAUCCGGCUGAAGGGGCAGCUGUGGACCAAGGAGUGGUACAUUGGCUACCACCAGGGCAGGGUCGGCCUCGUGCACGCCAAGAACGUGCUGGUGGUGGGCAAGGCGCGGCCCAGCCUCCUCUCUGGGCCCGAGCUGAGCACGUCGCUGCUGCUGGAACAGAUCCUGCGCCCGUGCAAGUUCCUCACCUACAUCUACGCCUCCGUCCGCACGCUGCUCAUGGAGAACAUCAGCAGCUGGCGUUCCUUCGCCGACGCCCUGGGCUACGGGAACCUGCCGCUCACCUUCUUCUGCCGGGCCGAGCUGGACAGCGAGCCCGAGCGGGUGGCGUCCGUCCUGGAGAAGCUGAAGGAGGACUGCAACAGCACGGAGAACAAAGACCGGAAAUCCUUCCAGAAGGAGCUCAUGAUGGCCUUACUGAAGAUGGACUGCCAGGGCCUGGUGGUCAGACUCAUCCAGGACUUCGUGCUUCUGACCACGGCGGUCGAGGUGGCCCAGCGCUGGAGGGAGCUGGCCGAGAAGCUCGCCAAGGUGUCCAAGCAGCAGAUGGACGCAUACGAGUCUCCCCACCGGGACAGGAAUGGGGUGGUGGACAGCGAGGCCAUGUGGAAGCCUGCGUACGACUUUCUACUCACCUGGAGCCACCAGGUCGGGGACAGCUACCGGGAUGUCAUCCAGGAGCUGCACACUGGCCUGGAUAAGAUGAAAAACCCCAUCACCAAGCGCUGGAAACACCUCACAGGGACCCUGAUCAUGGUCAACUCCCUGGACAUCCUGCGAGCGGCCGCUUUCAGUCCCGUGGACCACGACGACCUCGUGAUUUGAACGGGUCUGCGACCUUCUGACGCCCUCCCAGAGGGCUGCCCCGGGGUGCGUGCCCUCUGUCUGCCCCGGAUGCCCAGGCGGGCACUUAGAACUGGGGAGGGAGGGAAGGUCAGCUCAGACAGACCCAGGGUCCCUCCUGGCUGGACCCACACCCAGGACCGAGCACACGCGAUGUUCCACCCGCCUCCUCUGUCACGGGAGAGACCUGGAGGGAAUUUCUACUGCAGGUUGUUGCCAAUCAAAUAGCUUUCUAUUUGUUAAGUAUAAAUUUAAAUAACUUUUUUUUAAAGUAUGGGGGGGGCGUACGAGAAAGGUGGUAUCUAAUUUUUUAAUGGACCAUAAAGGUAAAAAAAAAAAAAGAAAAAGAAAAUACUUCAUAGGGGCAGAUACUGUUGAGGUUUUUAUGUUCUAUAAAGACCUUUUUAAAUUAUGUUACAGAUGUAUAUAUGUAUUUAAGGGUCAUGGGGGCAUUUCUGAUCGCCGGAUUCUCUUUGCAUUUCAACACUUAGCACGGAAAGACACUCGUUCAGAUGUUGGACCUUUUUGCCUCUGUACUUGUAAAAAAGAAAAGAAAUCAAAUAGGAAACGUGGUGUUUCAGUCAAUGAGUGUGGUCCGUGCGCCUUCUCCCUGAGGCUGUCCUAGGCCUGCGAUUCCCUGUGAUUUUUAUUACCUUCUGUACCGUGGCCUCGUGUUGCAGUAGAGGAACGGCCGCAGCACAGGGGAAGCGUUUUUGAGCUUUAGCAGGAGGAGUGAAAUCCAGCAGGAGCGAUUGGGUGCGCUUGAGAUGAGAAGGCGGCGGGCAGGUGGCAUUCUCUACGGCCCCUGCCUGUGCGCCCUUAAUCCAAAAAAAGAGCUACGCCACGUGGAGAGAGGCAGCCCCUGCAGCUCUGAGAGGUCCUGCUUCUCCCCAGGGACAGGGGAGUGCUCGCUGCAGAGCUCGAAGCCUCUCCUCUGGGCACGAAGAAAACGUCAACACAAGCACACCCUACGCUGAUGUCCAGAGGUUCCUGCUGCCAUUUGCCAAACUCUCUACUUCAUUCCACCUAAAACGUAACCCCUCUCCCCUCCUGGUGUGCCCGUCUCUCUUUGGAAAUAAAUAGCAUAGAGGAAUCUCUUUUUUUUAAACAAUAUGAAGAUUAUCUGUGCCGGAUGAAUGUCGUCUGAAAAUGUUUCCCACAUAAAAUCUGGGACUUGGCGGACUGUUGCAUUGAUAACCUUGAUGGUCGGAGAUCAACUUGCGCUGAAUUCUACAGUUGUGUUGUGCGUGCAUCUCGGAAGGGAGUGAGGGACAGGGAGGAAGAAAUACUGGCAGAUCAAUAGAGCUGAUCCCCAGGAAGGGGCCAGGAUAUGUGCUGUGCUUACGUGAGUGAUACUGGGCCAUCUGGGGUUCUGGCAUCUCAUUCUCUAAAUCUGCUUUCUGGAAACAUGCUAAUUACUUAGUAUAAUCAAUGUAAAUCCCUUACUGGGCUAAAACAUUCUUAUAUAUCUAUUGAUUCAAAUACGGAAGGCCAACUGACUAGAAAACAACAAUAAAAAAAAAAACACUACACGUUUUAUGCUGCAAGAACCAAGAUACACAAUUCCCCCAAAUCAUCACACGAAAUCACCUUACGUACUGGUUCUUCACUCUCCGCCUUCAGUCUUCCCAGAGAGCGUCUCUCACUCUUCCCCAAAGAAGAAACAAAACCAGUCGCACCUUAAAUACUGAGAUUUUUUUCCUCAGGGGCUUUAAAUAGUUUCCUAUGCAACAUGUCUUGUAGCACAAAUUCAAUUCUACGAAAG